This is a messenger RNA of Naegleria lovaniensis, 2454 nucleotides long. RefSeq lists its product as uncharacterized. The record is from RefSeq and is a predicted model, not a curated record. The transcript has a single exon. NCBI's taxonomy places the organism in Eukaryota, Heterolobosea, Eutetramitea, Acrasida, Naegleriidae. The coding region runs from base 1 to 2454 and encodes 817 amino acids.
AUGUCGUCGUCAUCAUCACGAACGAAACAUCAACACCACAACAACACCUCGCAUAGCCUUUCUUCGUAUUUCAAUGACGACUCUACAGAAGUCAAUCAUGAUGGAGAAAAUAUCUUGUUCGGAGAUGAUGGAAGUAUACUCAUAGAGCGUCCUCAACAACAGUCGAAUCAAGAAUCAGAGUAUGAAAUGGAUUCACCUCCAGAGGAGGAUGAAUAUCAUCAUGCACACGCUCAACAUUCUCAUCGCUAUUCCAAUAGUAUCAAUAGAAAUACCUCAUCCUUAUCGAGCAGUAAGAGAGGAACCAUGAUCACAAACAACGCAAAGUCUACAAACAACAAUCAAGAAACUUGUUCAACAUCGUCUAAUUCAGCUAGGAACGGAGAAGGUAUUAUGAAACAUUUCUACAAUCCAUCGGAAGAUAGUGAAGACGAGUUGAACAACAACAAGGUGGUCACCAAAAAACCAACUCCAAAAAUUGCCACCCCUCAUGCCUUUGAAAAUGUGCCUCACCCGCAACAACCUCAACCAAGCUCUAAAACUCCAUCUUCUUCUUCUAGUUCUCAAAAAAAGCAACGAAAGACGCCAUCCUCUGCAAAAACACCACAAGAACCACAGCCAACUACCUUUCCAAUGUAUCAUAAUCCAUUCCAAUUUAUUCCAUUCUAUCCUCCAUUCUUUUCUCCAUAUGGUAUGAGCCAAACAGAUGCAGAAUCCAUGAAAGAAGCGAUGAAGAACAAUCCUUAUCGAACUGGGUUUCCAUUCAUGCAUCCAAAUGGCGUGAUUCAGGGAAAUGGUGAUGCAGACGUUGGUCAAUCCAACGAAACUUUUGUCACUGAGGCUUCCUCAAUAUUUUUUGACAAAGAUUACAAGUUUCAAGAGCAGCUCAUGUCAGAAACUAGAGAGUUGAAACAAAUCAUUCAAUCACAAGGAGAAACAAUUUCGCUAAUUCUGAAACAAAUGGAGGCAAUGAAUCAAAAACUGGAGGCCUUUCAAAUGUGUAUCCCUUCGAAUACUCAAAGCGAAGUGGUCGCUCAUAGCGGAAAGAAGAGCCCAACCACGACGGAAAUGACUCAGCAUGCCACAAACUCCAACCAACAUCAAAUGUCUACAUUGAGUUCUAACACAAAUCCUCUCGAUAGAUCCUCAAUCAAUUCAAAUAUUUCGAGUAUCAGUGGUACUAGUAGUAAUAAUGUGCGUCCAAGUGUGGCUGUCACAUCGUCAUCCACCUGGAAGAGUAUGACUUCACCAAAAAAUCAGCCUUACUCUCCUCCUUCCAUGAAAUAUUCCUCGUCUAAUUCUUCUAAUGGUAAUCUAAAUAAUAGCUCCAAUUUCCAGAGCAAUAGCAUGAUGGUGAAUGGAAGUACUGUCACCGCAAGUAAUAUCAGCCAUCAUGAUCCACAUUCAGAUAAUAAUUAUCAGAAUCAUGUCACCAAUGAGAGAUAUUCUCCUAUGCCAACACCUUCAAAGAAUUCAUUGUCCUCAAAAGAUUUUCAAUUAGACAAAUCAACUACUUCCAUCCGAUCCACAACAGCAAGCAACAUGGGAGCUCUCAACACCAGUACGACUAGUAGUGUCAAUUUCCAACACAACGCUUCAUCCAUUAGUAAUGUCAGUGGAGGUGCAUUGAAUAGCAGCAGUUCGAGUCAUGGACGAUAUGUGAAUCCUCACACGGCCACCAACUCACCAAUAAUUCCAGUCUCUUCGAAUAAGGCAAAAACUCUCUCCACUUCCAUGCUUACAAAAGUGAAUGUAUCGACAACUGGUAGUGCCCAAAAUUCAGGAAUGUCACAAUCUACCAAUGCCGUCCCUUCAAUCAAUGUGAUACAACCAAAGGCGUCUCCUCAAGUUGUGAGCAAGUCCUCUCAUCUCAUGUCGACAAAUGAAGCAAUGGGAAUGGCUACUACCACUAACUCUUCUCAUAAUAUUUAUUCUCGAGGAAGAUCAUCACCAGUGGCAACAUCAAAUUCUUCAAAGGACCACAUGAACCAUCUCAUGACCAGUCCUUCCAAAUCUUCCACAUUUUCAUCAUCUUCAAGAACAACUAGUAGCACGAAUAGAGACCAUUAUCAUCAUGGGCAUCAUCAUGACAACACCGAUUCAUUCCUUCAAGGACAUACUUCACAUUUAAACGAUUCGUUUGGUCUCAUGGGUGAUAUUAAUGCUGAUUUGGGUGGUGAAGAUUCCUUUGUUUACAACUCUUCAUAUAUGAGCAGUGGUAGUUCAACUCCUCCCGAACCCUUCUCCACAGAAAUGCAAAAGUAUGUGAAAGAGAAAAUUCUCUCCAAUUCACCAUCCAAGCAUGCCCACGACUCAAAGAAGGAAGAUAUUGCCAAAGACUCGGACAAUACCUUUGUGAAUAGUUUAACUCUUUCAUCAAAAAAGAGGAAGGAUUUAUCUGCCAGUUUUUCCAAUUCAUCCUCCAGUUUUCCAAUCAAAAGCUUUUCAAAGAUUUGA